GGAAUAAAUCUCGUUCGAACUGACUAAACAACAAAACCGGUCUUUGCUUCAAUUCAUAUGACAGAAAACUUCGUGACGAUGAAAAUUUUUCCUCUGUACACCCUCCUGCUGUUAACAGAAAAGCUGAAUUUUGCUACUGCCGAGGGUGGUUGCGGAUUUUGUGAGGGUGGAAGCCUGAGCAACCCAGAUGCACUAAUUGCUCUAACCUCUCCCUUUCAGGUUCACAGUUGUUUCGAAUGGCAGCAGCAAAGCAGUCUGACCGAACAAUUCUCCGAAGAUGCAUGCAACUUUAUUGGUCCGUUUUAUGAAGCCAUCUGCGGGUGCUCCGAUAUCCCACAAACCUUCGACCAAUGUGAUCUCUGCGGAUCUCCAGAAAAGGUCUUCAGCAACCCUUCAAAGGGUCUUCUGAUUCCAAAGUCAAACUCUGAAGAAAUACUUUGUAGUGCUGUCUACAAUGGUGUUCGAUUGGGAGCUGUCCCUCCUAAUGACUGCCAAGUUCUUAGAGGCAUUACCAACUUUUGUGGGGGAUGCAUACCCGGGCCUACAACAGGGCUGGAAGAAACAGAUCGCGUCUCCACUUUACCACCUAGCAUCGAAGCAUUCGUUUCCAAUGUUGAAAGUCCAGAACCGACUGCAUCUCCCACUAAUGCCCCAUCUGCGGGGCCCACGACGGAGCCAACGAGCGCCCCCACUGGCGUUGCUUCAGCCGAACCAUCUUAUUUGGCAACAACGAAUUCUUCAUCUGCUGUCACGGAAAUAUCAGGGAGGCGCCAAAUUGAUCCACCAACAAUAGAGAACUUUGUAAAUCUGUCCGAAAUACCCGUAACUUGCGACCUUUGUCCUUCUACYGGUAUCGUAUCCACACCUGACAAGUUAAUYACCAUGAUCAAGAGUGAUAACAAGAUUGUCAGCAAAACAUGCGGUGCACUAUUGUGGGAUGUUCGAGCAGGACRYGACCAUAUCGACGAAACGGCAUGUUCAUUUCUUCAACCUUUUUUUGGAGCAGUUUGUGGGUGUAGUACUUUCACUCCGUUAAACGACGAGGAAGCGCAGACGGAUACAAAGAAAACAACWAACAUUGAAACUAACCAGUGUAAAAUGUGCGAAAACCCUGCUCAUGCGUUUCAGAAACCCUAUAAUACAUUGCAAAUCCCAGGAUCCAAAACCACCGAGAUUACAUGCGGAGGUUUGUUUUCUGGAGCCAUGAAGGGUGCUGUCAGUGGCGAAGAAUGCGAGAUCUUGUCGAGUCUUGCAUACACUUGUGGAGGGUGUGGCACAUUUCAAUCCAGAUUUUAUGAAGAGGCAACGCCUGAAGAACAAGUAAGUCUGUUCCAAGCUAUAAUACAGAAAGAACGAGUCGUAUUUCAAGUAAACUGUAUGCGAUAAUUUCAUUGCUGUUCUCAAUMUUCUUUCCUCAUGUAAUUUUAUUCACUUUAACAAAUCAAAAGUGCAUCGAUUGUUUCGACGACAACGAAAGCUCGAUGUAUAUCUACAAAGAUUUUGGUGCUUCUGGUACAACAUUUCAUAAAGCCUUUUCCGCGCCACUUCAUUGUGAUAAGAAGAAURAAAAGCAACCUGGUCGCUCCAAAAACGAUAAUUGUAGUAAACUUCUUUAUCCCGAGCUAGAAGGGUGUGUCUUGGCGCCAAUCACUUCAUUCGACGAUUUGCUAACAAUUCAAUCUAUUAUUCCCCCUGGAAAGGCUGCUUACACGGCAGUUCACAAAGAUGGAGCAGUACUAAAAGAAGAUGCUGAAACCUGUUACACAAGCACUGAAAAUGAUCUCGAUUCCGUUCAAAUAUCUCGUAAUCGUGUCUCUGAACGUUUGUCAAGYGAAAACUGCCGCGUGGAAAAUUGGAUGGAGGGGCUUGAGUUUGGCUACAGUCAUGAYCAAUACGAAAACAGUGGAGAAUCAACAAGAUCAUCCAGCGCUAUCAAUGGAGCCCUAAACACAUGUGAAUUAUUGAAAAUGGGAUGGGCYAAUUAUAACACGGGCACGAAUGUACCUAGCAGUACGUGGGAAAACGGUCAACUCUCUUAUUGCAAUCUAGGACCAGUUCAAGAAGUUGGUGCUGUUUGGGCUGUCGAACCAGAGGGACAAAAUUACGGCGAUUUGAGAGACGUCAGUAGGAACUGGCUUUUGCCCGGAGCAGUUUACAAAUGUUGCAAGAAAAUAUACAGCUGUUUUGGAGAAAAGGAUUGAGAAAGAUGGGCAGGUUUCAACCUAAAAURACAGCAUACUCGUKCAUACUUCGGCUUCUAAUUUAUGGAGUCACACAUUACGCCAAAACGAAAUGUCAAUCAUUACACCGUGCAAGCUGCUGWUUAAUGCAGAAAAGCAUAAAGUUGAUAGAAUAGU
Pseudo-nitzschia multistriata is the source of this 2357-nucleotide messenger RNA. NCBI's taxonomy places the organism in Eukaryota, Bacillariophyta, Bacillariophyceae, Bacillariales, Bacillariaceae. The record is from the annotation of a GenBank genome assembly.